AUGGCCGGGGGUGCACUGUGGGUGUGUGUGGCAGCAUGCGCCCUGCUGCAUGCGGGUGGGCUGGUGCGCGGGGACUGCUGGCUCAUUGAAGGCGAUAAGGGCUUUGUGUGGCUGGCCAUCUGCAGCCAGAACCAGCCACCGUAUGAGGCCAUCCCGCAGCAGAUCAACAACACCAUCGUGGAUCUACGGCUCAAUGAGAACCGCAUUCGCAGCGUGCAGUACGCUUCACUCAGCCGCUUCGGCAACCUCACGUACCUCAACCUCACCAAGAACGAGAUUGGCUACAUCGAGGAUGGCGCCUUCUCGGGCCAGUUCAACCUGCAGGUGCUGCAGCUAGGUUACAACCGGCUACACAACCUCACUGAGGGUGUGUUGCGCGGCCUGACCAAGCUGGAGUACCUGUACCUGCAGGCCAACCUCAUCGAGGUGGUCACCCCCAGCGCCUUCUGGGAGUGUCCAAACAUCGUCAACAUCGACCUGUCCAUGAACCGUAUCCAGCGGCUGCACAGUGCCACCUUUGCCGGCCUGGCCAAGCUCUCUGUGUGUGAGCUGUACAGCAACCCUUUCUAUUGCUCCUGUGAGCUUCUGGGCUUCCUUCGAUGGCUGUCUGCCUUCACCAACGCCACGCACACGUAUGACCGCGUACAGUGCGAGUCCCCGCCGCUCUAUUCCGGCUACUUCCUCCUGGGCCAGGGCCGCCACGGCCACCGUAGCAUCCUUGGCAAGCUACAGUCUGUGUGCACUGACAGUUCCUACGCGGCCGAGACUGGCAUCCCCCGCCCUGGGCCCAGACACUUGCCACCGCCACCACCGCCUCCGGAGCCCAGCGACGUGGCCUGCUCUGAAGAAGAGUGCUUCUCCGGGGAUGGCACCACGCCGUUGGUGGCCUUGCCCACACUGGCCACACAGGCAGAGGCCCGACCACUCAUCAAGGUCAAGCAGCUGACGCAGAACUCGGCCACUAUUAUGGUGCAGCUGCCCAGCCCGUUCACCCGCAUGUACACACUGGAACAAUUCAACAACAGCAAGUCAUCCACCGUGUCCCGACUGACCAAGGCCCAGGAGGAGAUCCGCCUGACCAACCUCUUCACACUCAUCAACUACACCUACUGUGUUGUGUCCACCAGCUUGGGUCUGCGCCACAACCAUACCUGCCUCACCAUCUGCCUGCCCAAGCCGCCCAGCCCACCUGGCCCCGUGCCCAGUCCCUCCACCGCCACCCACUACAUCAUGACAAUCCUGGGAUGCCUCUUCGGGAUGGUGCUUGUGCUGGGAGCUGUCUACUACUGCCUUCGAAAACGGCGACGUCAAGAGGAGAAGCACAAGAAAGUGGCCACGGCAGCUGGCAGCCUGAAGAAGACCAUCAUUGAGCUCAAAUACGGCCCCGAGCUGGAGCCGCCUGGCCUGCCACCACUGCCUCAGGGUCCACUGCUGGGCCCUGAAGCUGUGACCCGCAUCCCCUACCUGCCCGCAUCAGCUGCAGCCAGCGAGGUGGAGCAAUACAAGCUGGUGGAGAGCGGUGAGCCACCCAAGCCCACCAAGGGCAACUACAUCGAGGUGAGAACAGCUGAGCAGACGGAGCGGCGUGACUGCGAGCUGGGUCGGCCUGGUCCCGACAGCCAGGGCUCGGUGGCUGAGAUCUCCACCAUCGCCAAGGAGGUGGACAAGGUCAACCAGAUCAUCAACAACUGCAUCGACGCCCUCAAGUCUGAGUCCACCUCCUUCCAGGCGGUUAAAUCCGGGGCCGUGUCCACUGCAGAGCCCCAGCUGGUGCUGCUGUCUGAGCCGCUGGCCGGCAAGCACAGCUUCCUGUCGCCCGUGUACAAGGACUCAGUGGGGCGCGGGCUUCAGCGGCACCACAGCGUGGAGGCCGCCCCGGGGCCCCCACGCGCCAGCACCGCGCCCAGCGCCUCCGUGCGCAGUCCGCGCGCCUUCCGUCCGGAGGCCACGGGCGAGGCCAAGUACAUCGAGAAGACGUCGCCCACAGCCGACACCAUCCUCACUGUGACACCCGCCGCCGCCAUCCUGCGCGCAGAAGCCGAGAAGCUCAGGCAGUACGGUGAGCACCGGCACUCCUAUCCCGAGCCGCCCGCACCACCGCCGCCGCCCCCACCGCCCCACGAGGGCCUGGGCGGGCGCAAAGUAUCCAUCCUGGAGCCGCUGACCCGCGCGCGCGCUCGCGAGCUGGCCUACUCCCAGCUGUCCCCACAGUACCAUAACCUGAGCUACUCCUCAAGCCCCGAAUACACCUGCAAGGCUUCCCAGAGCAUCUGGGAACGCUUCCGACUGAACCGCAGGAGGCACAAGGAAGAUGCAGAGUUCAUGGCAGCCGGUCACGCCCUGCGUAAGAAAGUCCAGUUCGCCAAAGACGAAGAUCUGCAUGACAUCCUCGACUACUGGAAGGGCGUGUCUGCGCAGCACAAGUCCUGA
Messenger RNA from Chrysochloris asiatica (Cape golden mole), 2430 nucleotides. RefSeq names its product extracellular leucine-rich repeat and fibronectin type III domain containing 1 (gene ELFN1). The record is from RefSeq and is a predicted model, not a curated record. The transcript has a single exon. Lineage: Eukaryota; Metazoa; Chordata; Mammalia; Afrosoricida; Chrysochloridae. Gene Ontology annotation, cellular component: plasma membrane. Gene Ontology annotation, molecular function: protein binding. Bases 1 to 2430 code for a protein of 809 amino acids.